AUGGGAGAGAAGGCACUGGGCCCUGGCCACCCUGAUGUUGCUGGAUGGCUCAGCGAUCGGGCGGAUUUGUUGCGUGCUGAGUGCAAUUAUGCUGAAGCAGAUGCUCUGUACCUUCGAGCUAUCGAGAUUGGAGAAAAGACGCUAGGCCUUGAGCAUCCCGAUCUUGCCGCCAGGCUCAGCAACCGGGCUUCGGUGUUGAGGGCGCAGUGGAAGAUUCCUGAGGCGAUAUCUCUGUCCCUUCGAGCUACCGACAUUGGGGAGAAGACCCUAGGCGCUGAGCACCCCGGCCAUGCUGCAAUUCUCACUACUCGGGCGUGGGUGCUAGCGGCACAGGGCAAGUACGCUGAGGCGGACAGUCUCUGCCUUCGAGCCAUCGACAUUGGAGAGGAAACGCUAGGCCCUGACCACCCCGAUCUUGCUGGAUGGCUCAACGACCGGGCGGUAUUGUUAGAGAAGUUGGGCAAGUACGCUGAAGCGGCCCCUCUCUCUUUUCUAGCUAUCGAUAUGGCGGAGAGGACGUUGGGCCCUGACCACCCUCGUGUUUCGGUAUGGCUUGGCAACCGGGCGUCCUUGCUAGAGAAGCAGAAACAGGGAGGGUACACGCAGGCAGAUUCUCUGUACGUUCGAGCUAUCCACAUUGGGGAGAGGACCUUGGGCACCGACCACCCCGAUUGUGCUCGAUGGCUUGUCAACCGGGCAUCGUUGUUAGAAAAAAUGGGCAAGUACGCUGAGGCGGACAGCUUGUACCUCCGAGCCACCGAGAUUGGAGAGGAAAUGCUAGGUCCUGACCACCCCGAUCUUGCUGGAUGGCUCAACGACCGGGCGGUAUUGUUAGAGAAGUUGGGCAAGUAUGCUGAAGCGGACCCUCUCUCUUUUCUAGCUAUCGAUAUGGCGGAGAGGACGUUGGGCCCUGACCACCCUCGUGUUUCGGUAUGGCUUGGCAACCGGGCGUCAUUGCUAGAGAAACAGGGCAGAGAUUCUGAGGCGGACCGCCUGUACCUUCGAGCCAUCGAGAUUGGGGAGAAGGGGUCAGACCCUGACCACCUGCAGCUUGCGGCCAUGCUCAAUAACCGGGCGGUCUUCGUAGAGAACCAGGGCAAGUACGCUGAGGCGGACCAUUUGUACCUUCGAGCUAUCGACAUUGGGGAGAGGAUGUUGGGCCCUGACCACCCGGACUUUGCUCUGUGGUUCGGCAACCGGGCGUCCUUGUUAGUUAAACAGGGCAAGUACACGGAGGCGGACUCUCUGUACGUUCGAGCUCUGAACAUUGGAGAGAGGACGUUGGGCUCUGAUCACCCCGAGUUUGCUGGAUGGCUUGUUAACCGGGCAUCUUCGUUAGGGAAACAGUUGACUAACCUUGACAACGAUAUGUUCUAG
Molecule: messenger RNA, 1377 nt
Organism: Ectocarpus siliculosus
Lineage: Eukaryota; Phaeophyceae; Ectocarpales; Ectocarpaceae
Source: the annotation of a GenBank genome assembly